AAAGGCUUUUGCUUUUUCAAUCAGAAAGCAGAACCCUUUCUUUCAUCGCUUCAAGCAGUCUCGAUAUUAAAUCGUUCAACAUGUUCAAGCUGUGCGUUCUCUCCGUUGUCCUAACUAUCGUAUACGCUGCACCUGCACCUGCACCUGCGCCUGCGCCAGGAGCGGUUUUGGCAGCACCUGCGGCAAUUGCGGCAGUUCCAGCGCCCAUCGUGACAGCGAGUAGCAGUCAAGUGGUCGCUAGAAAUUACAACACGCUCGCCGCAGCUCCACUCGCUGCAGCUCCCGUGAUAGCAGCAGCAGCAUCUCCACUCGCUCCACUCGCUCCAAUCGCCUACGCCGCGUCGCCUCUAACAGCUUACAGCACUCACGCCGUUGCACCUGCUGCAUACGCAGGAUACGCUGCCUAUUCUGCACCACUCCUACUCUAAUCCAUCGCGAACCGCAAACUCGAUGCGCCAGGCUUGUUGAAUCUCUAUCGCAAAUUUCGAUGGCAAAAACGAUCGAUUGACUGCAAUUC
Mycetomoellerius zeteki is the source of this 517-nucleotide messenger RNA. Its product is annotated as cuticle protein 16.5. The record is from RefSeq and is a predicted model, not a curated record. Lineage: Eukaryota; Metazoa; Arthropoda; Insecta; Hymenoptera; Formicidae. Bases 81 to 428 code for a protein of 115 amino acids. The transcript has 2 exons.